Brassica napus (rape) is the source of this 1523-nucleotide messenger RNA. RefSeq names its product S-protein homolog 13. The coding region runs from base 931 to 1431 and encodes 166 amino acids. The record is from RefSeq and is a predicted model, not a curated record. The transcript has a single exon. NCBI's taxonomy places the organism in Eukaryota, Viridiplantae, Streptophyta, Magnoliopsida, Brassicales, Brassicaceae.
GUUCCUACCCAGGUUGAUCCUCAUACUGCUCUUUUAUAAUUCGUGAAUGGAUCUUGACAUCUUGUUGUCUGCUAGUUUAAGUUCUUGUCCUCGUUUAUACAUGAAGUAAUCAGGGCGGAUGCAGAUUUAUUAUUAGAUGGGGGCACACCAUUUUAUUUCAUUACGUCUAGUAGUAGGAUUAUGGAGCAUUUCUUAAAUUAAAAGUAAUUACUGCAGAAAAAUAAAAUUUAGCUGGGGGCAUGUGACCCCAUUACUCAUCACUUGCUUCCGCCACUGGAAGUAAUGCUUUGCUAACCAUGAUGUUCUCUCUUGUUAAUUGUUUUAAUAUUCUUCUUCUCGACUUAAUGUGUCGGACUUUCAUGAUUCUAUACAGGGUUUAAACCCGAUGCAAGUCGUUGGAGCGGUGGGAUUCCAGAAUCGUCGCCUUGAAAUCCCAGAUGAUAUUGAUCCAACGGUGGCAGAGAUAAUCCUGUGUAGCAAGUAGCUGUAUGAUAGUGUCAAUCAAUGUUCCGAAUUAGUACUCCGAACCCUGUGUGUUCAGCUAGCUUGUAGUGGUUUUAAAUUUACUAUAGAACCACAAUUGGUUAUAUAUGGAAGCCCUAUUUAGAACCCCCUCUUUGUAACUAUUAUGUUAUUUUUGCUACUUGUAACGACAAAAAUAGGUGAAUGAACAAGAGAAAAAGAAGAAGAUGAAAAGAAUACAAUAAGCCUACGGAGUUGGUAAAUGUUUAAACAUGUGGGGAUAUAACUUCCAAAUGAAAUAUAGAAAGGUUUGAUCUAUUUUAAAAAUGAAGCACUAACAGAAGUUUGUUACUUUGUUAGACUUGUCACUACCACUUCCGUUUUUCUGUUGCUUGCUAUUUAAACAAACCACUUCCCGUUUAUAUAUAGACCCCUAAGCCAACAUUUUUUAAAAGACAGAACAGCGCAAUGGAGUUCAGAAUCCGACUAACCACAGCAUUCACGUGGUGCCUUCUCAUCGCGUCAGUAUGCGUUCUAACCACAACAUCAGCAGCCCGGUUCGAAGUAAGAAACGAGAUCACAAAACACCAGGGACGAAACCGAAGCCUCACCGUCACCUGCUGGUCGACUACUAACAAAUUAGGCAAUCAAGAACUCAAACCGGGGGAAUCCAAAAGCUGGUCCUUCAAGCCAGUGUACAUCAAGAUACCGUUCCUCUACACACACUUCCAGUGCACCUUCUUCACCUCUUUUGGCUCGCCUUCUGGUCAGACCGCGACGGUUUUCGCCGGGGAGAGGAAGUUCAGGUGGCAGUGCGAUAAUCCGAAUGAGGAAGAGUGUAUUUGGGUGGUGAAGAGAGAAGGGCUAUAUCUUAGGAAGAUCUCAAGGGAUGGUAAAGGACAAAGGCUCUAUGAAGAUGAUUUGAAACUGUCUUGGAUCGGUGGUACUAACUACUAUCCGGUUAAAUAGCAUCCAUCCAUAACCUUAUUUAAAAUCAAAUACAUGCAAUGCGUGGAACUAUCCUUAGUAUAUAUAUAUAGCAAACCAACAAGGUUAAAUCU